UUGAUUGUGUUGAUUUUAUUUAAUCCGACCCGCGCGUAUCCUCGAGAUUUGAAAUCUUAAAGAAGAGGGCAUUGUGUGGAUUUUUUAUUAACUGAGCGAUUAUGUCCGUUUUUUAAUGAUUAAUAAAAAGGCGUUUUGAAUGUGGUCAAGUUAUGUGAUGCUGAAGAAGAGUUAGUUUUUAGUUGCAGAAUCGGCAUAUAUAAAAAACCAUAAACAUAGUCCCACACACCAUUUCCUACCAUGCCGUCUUACUAUGCUGCGACCAGAUGAAACUUACGAAUACAACCAGUUGGAGAGGAAUUCGCUAUGGCUCAUUUCAAAUUUAAAGUUAAUAGAGGCGUACGACUAUUUCUUGAAAUCAAAUGGAAUUAGACCGGAUUUUUUCUGCAAGCACCGCGAAAAGCAGAUCAUUCAAAAAACACUUCAAGACUACAUUGGAGCAUUACAAACUCAAAUAUACUUAAAACUAAAAGAUGCCUCGUCAUCAAACGAAGCCGUCCAUCUGCAACAACGAUUACGCAGCUUGAGUACUGAACUGGUUACUUUACGUAAUAGAUUACAUGUGCAGGGAUCUCCUCAGCAGCCUCCCAUCAAGGGAGGAGGAGGUGGCACCAGUGGUACAUCCAUCCAAGCCCCUACUAAAGUUCCCCUUAAUGCCAGACAUCCCAAUAUACCACUUAGAGGAGGGCAACAGUAUGGUGGGACCACUGCUCCACUGCUGUCCUCUGGUCAAAAAACUGUUCCAACUACCAUUCUGAUCCCACCAGCUCAGAACAAUAAGGCAACAGCUGCCAUUGACGAUCUCAUUCACUUACCUGGUCUACUUACGGAAGAUGCUGUUAUGAAAUGCUUGCAAGCGAGGUUCGCAGCUAAUCAAUUCUAUACCAACGUUGGACCCAUUAUCCUCUGUGUGAACCCUUAUAGAGAUGUUGGCAAUCCCCUUACCCUAAACAGUACAAGAAGUCUUGCACUAAGCUCUCAGCUUAAUAAAGUAGUUCAGGAAGCUGUCAGGCAGCAGUCUGAAACUGGUUAUCCUCAGGCCAUAAUACUUUCUGGAACGAGUGGUUCGGGAAAGAGCCAUGCAUCGAUGUUACUUUUGCGACAGCUAUUUGCAGUAGCUGGGGGAGGUCCGGAAACUGAUGCGUUUAAGCAUUUGGCUGCUGCAUUUACCGUACUUAGAUCUUUAGGUUCGGCAAAAACGCUUACCAAUUCAGAGUCGAGUAGAAUCGGGCAAUUCAUUGAAGUGCAAGUCACAGAUGGUGCCCUUUACCGAACAAAAAUUCACUGUUACUUCCUUGAUCAAACUAGGGUGAUCUCUCCAUUACCAGGUGAAAAAAAUUACCAUAUAUUUUACCAAAUGUUAGCAGGGCUAUCGUCCGAUGACAGAACCAAGUUGAAUUUGGAUGGUCAUAGCCUUUCUACCUUAAAGUAUUUGCAACAUGGCGAUGUUAGGCAAGAUGUAUCAGAAGAUGCUUCAAGGUUUCAAGCAUGGAAGACUUGCCUUGGGGUGCUGGGGAUACCUUUUUUGGAUGUUGUGCGGGUGUUAGCUGCUGUUUUACUUUUAGGAAAUGUUCACUUCUCUGAUGGAAAAGGAAUGGAAGUUGAUGUAAGAGGUGAAACAGAGCUGAAUGCCGUAGCAGCUUUACUAGGUGUAUCUGGAGCAGCUUUAUUUAGGGGCUUAACGUCACGAACUCAUAAUGCUAGGGGACAAUUAGUAAAAUCUGUUUGUGAUGCUAAUAUGUCAAAUAUGACGAGAGAUUGUCUGGCAAAAGCUCUCUAUUGUAGAACCGUCGCAACUAUUGUCAGGCGUGCUAAUAGCCUUAAAAGAUUAGGAUCAACGUUGGGGACCUUGAGUUCUGAUUCUAAUGAAUCAGUACAUAACCAAGCCGAAGUUACCAGCCAGCAUGCAUCAACUGUAGGACAUGGCAGCAGUUCAGCAGGCAAUAAAUCAAUGGUUGCCUUAAAUAACGCAGUUCGGCAUGCCACCACAGAUGGCUUCAUAGGUAUCUUGGACAUGUUCGGAUUUGAAGAUCCAAAGCCUGCACAGUUGGAGCAUUUGUGUAUCAAUCUCUGUGCUGAAACCAUGCAACAUUUUUAUAAUACGCAUAUUUUUAAAUCAAGCAUAGAAUCUUGCAGAGAUGAAGGGGUAAGCUGUGAAGUGGAAGUCGAUUAUGUAGAUAAUGUUCCUUGUAUAGAUUUAAUAUCUUCGUUAAGAACUGGACUUCUUAGUAUGUUAGAUGUUGAGUGCUCGAUACGGGGAACUGCCGAGUCGUAUAUCUCAAAAAUAAAGGUGCAACAUAAAAACAAUAAAAGACUGUUCGAUCAAAAAUCCAUGGACUCGCGACUUUUUGGAAUUCAGCAUUUUGCAGGAAGAGUUAUUUAUGAUGCUACUGAUUUCUUGGAUACAAACAAAGACGUUGUGCCAGAUGACUUAGUAGCAGUAUUCUACAAGCAGACUUGCAAUUUUGGAUUUGCUACACAUUUAUUCGGUAGUGAACUUAAAGCGCUUUAUGCAGUCGAAAACGUACCAAGAGGAGUUAGUUUUAGAAUUUCUCCCACUUCACAUACAGACCUCCUAAAUGGCGAUGAACCAGUCUCAACUCUUACUCAAGACUUUCACACUAGAUUAGAUAACUUACUUCGAACUUUGGUACAUGCACGACCUCACUUUGUGAGGUGUAUCUCUAGUAACAACCAAGAGGCGGCAAACAGAUUUGAUAGAGGAAUGGUCGUAAGGCAAAUAAGAUCCUUACAGGUAUUGGAAACUGUCAAUUUAAUGGCUGGCGGUUUUCCUCAUAGAAUGAGAUAUAAAGCCUUUAAUUCUCGCUAUCGUCUUUUGGCUCCACUUUCCGCACUAAGUCGAACCGAAGAAAAAGUUACUGAAGACUGCAAAACCAUUUUACAGUAUGCCACAGAUCUGUUAGCUAAAAGAGAAGCAGUCAGUCCGGUUUCAACUAGUUGGGCCUUAGGAAAACGUCACAUAUUCUUAAGUGAGGGAAUUCGACAACUCUUAGAGACUCUUCGGAAUGAAACUAGACAAAAGGCAGCUACCUUAAUACAAUCGAGUUGGAGAGGAUGGAGGUGUCGAUAUCGUUGGUCAACUCUUCGGCGAGAGACAAAUAAACCCAAUAUAGAUUCAAUAGCGCCUCUAGGACCUCUAAAAAUUGCUGCCCCGAGAACUGGGAUACCUCCAGGUACCAGGCCACGCCCGCAACCCAUCGCUGGUACUCCACCCCCAGACUUAACAGAAAAAUGCGACGCGAAAAUCAUUCAGCAAACUUGUAAUUUGUUUGGACUGGAUUUGGAAAGACCGCCACCUGUACCCCCAAGUAGAUCGUACACUGUUACUGGAAACACCAAAUUGGGUUACCCACAGACAAGAGUAAUGAAAAUGACUUACCCAGAAGACGCUUCUGGAGACGGGCCCGUAUUUUAUAAAGGCGAAAGUGUCCUAGUUGUAGGCGCUUCACAAAGAAGAGGUCACCUAAUAGUGGAACAUAAAAAUCACACUCUGCAUGUACCGUUUCAAUAUAUGGAGCUUAAGCCACAUAACAAUUGAAAAAAAUUCAUUAUUGCCAUAAAAAACUUUAUUUAUUUUCGUACACUAAUUAUUGACCGAAAUAAGACAAUAAACCUGAGCAGUUUACAAAAGUUAUAGGUGUAUAUUUAAAUCAGCAAAUCUCCUAAAAGUUGGUUUCCUGCUUACUUAAAGCUGUACAUAAAAUAAUAUACUCAAAAGUGUUACUUUUUUGAAAAAAUACCAAAAUAUCGACAAAACUUUUACCAUAGAGAUUGUAUUUGCAGUGGUGCUAUAACACUUAUUAGUUACAUGUAGAUAUUGCAGAAAAUAUAUCAAAAGAGUAUUUUCAUUUGAGUUCUUUAAUAUUUAGUUUACCUUGCCAUUUGUUUUAAUUAAGUUUAGUUUCAACCUAUAGCAUAUUUAUCUAUAGUCUUAGUAUGUUUGUCAAAGCAUCUAAAUAAAGAUAAAUUUUGAAAUAA
This is a messenger RNA of Anthonomus grandis grandis, 3999 nucleotides long. It is a transcript of the gene dachs, whose product is annotated as myosin-VIIa. Gene Ontology annotation, cellular component: vesicle; myosin complex; cytoplasm. Lineage: Eukaryota; Metazoa; Arthropoda; Insecta; Coleoptera; Curculionidae. Gene Ontology annotation, molecular function: ATP binding; cytoskeletal motor activity; actin filament binding. The transcript has 19 exons. The record is from RefSeq and is a predicted model, not a curated record. Bases 254 to 3559 code for a protein of 1101 amino acids. Gene Ontology annotation, biological process: vesicle transport along actin filament; actin filament organization.